Gracilinanus agilis (Agile Gracile Mouse Opossum) is the source of this 1298-nucleotide messenger RNA. RefSeq names its product ankyrin repeat domain 16 (gene ANKRD16). The transcript has 7 exons. The coding region runs from base 98 to 1213 and encodes 371 amino acids. The record is from RefSeq and is a predicted model, not a curated record. Lineage: Eukaryota; Metazoa; Chordata; Mammalia; Didelphimorphia; Didelphidae. Gene Ontology annotation, molecular function: protein binding.
UGUACGAAGCCGGCCAGGCGGGGAGGCGGGUCUUCCCCGCAGGGAGCCCUCCUUCCUCUCCUCGCUCGGUUCCCCCGGAGUCCCCGCCCGAGCGAUCAUGGCCUACAGCCGGCGCGGGGAGGACGCUCAGCCGCAGGAGCGGCUCUUCAGGCUGGUUCAGGAGGGGCGACUAAGACCCCUGCAAGAGGAACUUGGGAAAACGGAGGCCAGCUGCAGCUGGCAGGUGAAAACGGCGUGCCUCCGCAGGGGAGGCGACACCCUCCUACAUUCUGCAGCCCGACACGGGCAUCGGGACAUUCUGGCCUACCUGGCUGAAGCUUGGGAGCUGGACAUCGAGGCCCCGAACCGGGACUACAAGCGUCCGCUGCAUGAGGCGGCGUCCCAGGGACACGGGGACUGCGUGCUGUAUCUCCUCAAAAGAGGGGCGUCUGUGGACUGCCUGAAGAAGGGCGACUGGACUCCUCUGAUGAUGGCUUGCACAAGGAAGAACCUGGAAGUGAUCCAGGUCCUUGUGGAGCAUAGAGCCAAUCCACUCCUGAAGAACAAAGAUGGCUGGAACAGCUUUCACAUUGCCAGCCGGGAGGGCGACCCUGAGAUCCUUCACUACUUGCUUACUGUCUCUCCAGCUGUCUGGCAGACAGAGAGUAAAAUCAAAAGAACACCUCUGCACACUGCAGCAAUGCACGGCUGCUUAGAGGCGGUGAAGUUGCUACUUGAGAGGUGUCAGUAUGAGCCAGACAGCAGAGACCAAUGUGGCGUCACUCCCUUUAUGGAUGCAAUUCAGUGUGGCCACAUCGACAUAGCUCAACUUCUCCUUGUACUACAUGAGGCUUGUUUCACAGCUAAGGAUAGCCUCGGUGCGCAGGCUUUACACAAGGCAGCGGUCACUGGUCAAGAUAAAGCGAUCCACUUCCUAGUCGCCAAUCUUGGUGUUGGCGUUGAUGAGAGAGUCACUUCCACCCAAUACACAGCACUCCACCAUGCAGCCGAGGAGGGACAUACAAGUACAGUGAAAACUCUUUUGUCCUUGGGAGCUGACCUUGAGGCUAAAGAUGGAAGAAAUCGAUCAGCCCUGCACCUGGCUUGUGCAGGUCAACACAAGACCUGCAUUGAGUUUCUUCUUCGAUGUGGACUAGAAGAUUCUCCAGACAUCACAGGGAUCCUGGCUCAAGAACUCAUAAAGAAACAAGACAUUCUUUACUGCUUUGACUAAAAAAUAUCAUGACCCAAGAGAAAUAUUUCAGAGGCAAUGCUUCGAGCUUUCUUGCUGUUUUGGGUUAACAAACGCAUAACUUGAA